GCCUGCGCGGGGCGGGCCGGAGCGCGUCGGGAACGAGCGCUGAGGCCCGAGCCGCGGGACCCGAGCGAAGGCCGCGCCGAGGUCGCAGGGCCCCGCUGGGCCGCUGUAGCCGCCGCCAUGGGCAUCAAAUUUUUAGAAGUUAUCAAACCUUUCUGUGCAGUUCUACCAGAAAUUCAGAAACCUGAAAGGAAAAUCCAGUUUAGAGAGAAGGUACUAUGGACUGCUAUAACUCUCUUCAUCUUCUUAGUAUGUUGUCAGAUACCACUAUUUGGAAUCAUGUCAUCAGAUUCUGCAGAUCCUUUCUACUGGAUGAGAGUUAUUCUUGCAUCCAACAGAGGAACGUUAAUGGAAUUGGGUAUCUCCCCAAUUGUAACAUCUGGUUUGAUUAUGCAGUUGUUAGCUGGAGCCAAAAUCAUUGAAGUUGGAGAUACACCCAAAGAUAGAGCCCUAUUCAAUGGAGCCCAGAAAUUAUUUGGUAUGAUCAUUACCAUUGGGCAAGCCAUUGUGUAUGUCAUGACGGGCAUGUAUGGGGAUCCCGCUGAAAUGGGUGCUGGAAUCUGUCUCCUUAUCAUCAUUCAGUUGUUUGUUGCUGGUUUGAUUGUGCUGCUGUUAGAUGAGCUGCUACAGAAGGGUUACGGCUUGGGGUCUGGGAUUUCCCUCUUUAUUGCCACCAACAUCUGUGAAACCAUUGUCUGGAAGGCCUUUAGUCCCACUACCAUUAACACUGGCAGAGGUACCGAGUUUGAGGGUGCAGUCAUAGCUCUCUUUCAUUUACUGGCCACCAGGACAGACAAAGUUCGAGCUCUAAGGGAGGCUUUCUAUCGUCAGAAUUUACCCAAUCUCAUGAACCUCAUUGCUACAGUUUUCGUGUUUGCUGUUGUUAUAUAUUUUCAGGGAUUUCGUGUGGACCUGCCCAUUAAGUCGGCCCGGUACCGAGGGCAGUACAGCAGCUACCCCAUCAAGCUCUUCUACACCUCCAACAUCCCCAUCAUCCUGCAGUCGGCCCUGGUGUCCAACCUGUAUGUUAUUUCCCAGAUGCUGUCAGUUCGAUUUAGUGGCAACUUUUUAGUAAAUUUACUAGGACAGUGGGCUGACGUCAGUGGGGGAGGACCUGCUCGUUCUUACCCAGUGGGGGGCCUUUGUUACUACCUUUCUCCUCCUGAGUCCAUGGGCGCCAUAUUUGAGGAUCCUGUCCAUGUGGUUGUUUAUAUCAUCUUCAUGUUGGGAUCAUGUGCAUUCUUUUCUAAGACGUGGAUAGAGGUGUCUGGUUCCUCAGCCAAAGAUGUAGCUAAACAGCUUAAAGAACAGCAAAUGGUAAUGAGGGGCCACAGGGAUACCUCUAUGGUUCAUGAGCUUAAUAGUUUGUUUUCAAGUGUUGACCAUCUCAUUCCUGAAAUGGGCACGGAGCUAAGCCUGUGUGCAGCAUUAGUACCAGCUGCCUUAACACUAAAGUUUACAUUAUUCAUUAAAAAACCUACAUGCAGUGUUGCCUGUGAUGCUGGAAACCAAUGUACCCGCCUUGCCAUGUUCGGUUGUGACGGUGAGAUGGUGACAUGGAUCAGUUUUGCACACAACAUUCAAGACACUCAGUAUUCCCCCUACUUGUUUAAAAAUAAAUGUAGUUCAAAUUGCCACUUUCCAGUAUUUCUGAGCUUAUUUAAUGAGUUCUGGAUCAUUUAUAUCUAAUCUAUAUUUUAGAUAUAAUUACUUUUUAUACUUUUUUAUCUCAUAGUAUCCACAUUCCCACCCUCCCCCGUUUUAUUUGUUCCUCCUCAAAGCAGCCACUUAGCCCAGAUGAGCAGAAUCAAGCUUUCAGAGUCAAAUCUGUCACCAGAAACAACUGCUUAUAAUUACUCUGCCUGUUUUCCAUUCCCCUUUCCUCCCAGGGACAGCACAGUCGGUGCUGUUUUACCGUAUUGGCUAUGCCUUCGAAUUCCAACACGUCACUUGAGAAUACUCUUCAAGAUACUAUGCCCCAAUUUUUUUUUGUUUUAAUCCCUAAAGCAAAGAUCUAAUUCUCAAGCAAUGUCUGUAGUUCAGUGGGGGUGAACAAUGAGUAAUUCAUGCUAGGAAUCUGUGUAUGUUGUUGUACUUUAUAGCAGCAACAUGAGUGUAAACAGUAGACAAUAAAAUUUUAUUUAAUAAAACUUUUGGUUG
Molecule: messenger RNA, 2157 nt
Organism: Eubalaena glacialis (North Atlantic right whale)
Lineage: Eukaryota; Metazoa; Chordata; Mammalia; Artiodactyla; Balaenidae
Gene: SEC61A2
Product: SEC61 translocon subunit alpha 2
Exons: 12
Coding region: 118-1686 (522 amino acids)
Biological process (GO): SRP-dependent cotranslational protein targeting to membrane, translocation; post-translational protein targeting to membrane, translocation
Cellular component (GO): membrane; Sec61 translocon complex
Molecular function (GO): transmembrane protein transporter activity; signal sequence receptor activity; ribosome binding
Source: RefSeq, a predicted model, not a curated record